Messenger RNA from Durio zibethinus, 1965 nucleotides. RefSeq lists its product as uncharacterized. The record is from RefSeq and is a predicted model, not a curated record. Lineage: Eukaryota; Viridiplantae; Streptophyta; Magnoliopsida; Malvales; Malvaceae.
GCUUUUGUAAUAAAUAAUAUUGAAUUUAAGAACUACAUCUCCCUUAUAUAUACUUGGGCCCAGCCCAAGUAUCUAUGCUUGAUCUUUCCACUCUCGAUCGCUAAUCCCUCUUUGCUCAGCCACCGGAUUUCUGCUUAGCGCAGGCGCUGCCACCAUAAACUUUACUCCUUCGCCGCUGAUUCCACCGCCAGUUUUGUGGAAAAUGAAGAAAGGAUUGCACCCUCAGAUGCAGUGGAUAUCUUAUGUGACCCAGAGUGGUCGAUUGGUGAAUGUUAUGAUGACCAAAAUACAUAGUGUUGGAAAAGUUUAUCACUUAAGGGCGAAACGCCAAAUGGCCGCAAGUGUAGGACAGAUUGCUAAGUUUAACCGUCGUUAUGGGCUGGAGAAGCCUGAGGACUCAGAGAACUCAGAGAAAAAUGAAAAAUGAAUUAUGGAUGCUAAGGAAGAUUGGUAUCUGUUGUUAGAUUUAAAUAUCUAUGUUGUGGAAUAAACAUGAGUUUCAUUAGUGUAGUGAAGCACAUUUCUUUUGCUUUUUCAAAGCACUUGAACUUUAGAACAUUCCCAUUUUGUCAAAUAGUUGUUUCAGAAGUGGUUUGAGAGGUUCCACCAUUCUUUUGAGGCUUUGGUGCUUUAAUAUAGCAUACAACAGUUCUUUAUUUCUCGAAUUUUCUUCCCUCCUUUUCUAUGAUGCUUACUGAGCAUUUUAUAUUCUGAUUGGAAAUUGAAGGUUAAUGUAGUUGAAUAUUAACCAGUUUGUAUUUCCAUGAAUUGAUUUUUCAAUAAUCAUGAAUCAUGUAGACUUGAUAUCGGUUGGUGAAUAACUACUAAUAUAGUACAUCCAGGUCUGUGGUUGAUUAACUUUAUCUUGUUUCAUGUUUUUGAUGAGGUAAUUUUAUUCCUCUCUUUGUUGUGAUUGAUACCUGAGUUUUAUCUAUCCAUAGAUUUUGCAAAUCAAGGUCUUGGACCUUUGUAUUGUGUAUCAUUUUUUGGAGCUUUGAUCAGUGGAAAGUUGGCAAUGGUUUGUAAUCUGCAUUUUGCUGCUAUGGUUUAGUGUAUGCUGUCUGCCUUGUAUUUACCUGAUAUCUUUCAGAUUGCUUUUGAGUUUGUUAAUGUCUUAACUUGAACUCUGCUGAAUCAUGUGAUCUGGUUCAUGGUCGAAAGUUGAAACAUCCGGACUGAUCGAUACUAGUUUGUAAUUGUACUGCAUACCUUUUGAGGUCCAUGGAAAUGGUGGGCUCAGGUUUACCAUGUCACCAAGUAAAGGUCCUUGGUUUUGGAAAAAGCAUUAUAUUCAGGAAAAACAGCCCGGUCACGCCUUUUGCAUCUUGAAAUGAGCUGGUUAGCCAAUCGUUUGAUCUGUAUAUUGCUGCUAGUUCCUGUGUUAGUAAGACUGAUGGUGGAAGCUGAUAAUGCAAACUGCUGGCUCAUCAUCAUCUUCCUCAGCAUGGCUAAGGAAAAUGAUGAACCCGAGCGACCGACCAGGUGUAGGUUUAAGCCAUGGACGUGCAGACAGGGACAAAAAUUGACGAAGAGCUCGAAUUAAGUGUUGUUGAAAGUUGAAACCAUUGUGUUGAUGUUACCUCAAGGGUUAACAACUGUGGUUUAUGGGGGAUUAGGUGCCCAUUUACCUGGCUAUGCUGCCGGGAUUAUCCAUGAAUACAAAUAUCUGUCUCUUCCCUUCAAAUGUGCUAAACGAUGUCGUAGGUUGAACGUAUUGAUUAACUUUGCUUAUAAAAAAUAAAACAAAAAACAAUGAGAAUAAAAGAGAUAUAAUGAUCAACUUCAUCUCAACCGUUGGAUUGUUUGAACUGACCUCACUUUGCAAACUCUUCGGCGAACCCGGACACAGAUGAUAAAAUCCAAUAAAAUCUUCAAUUAAAAAAACAAAAAAACAAAGUUCUUUUUUUUUUAACAUAUUUUCCGCCAAAUAUCUUAAAGAGUUUCAAGACACAAUUGAACGCAAAA